Eubalaena glacialis (North Atlantic right whale) is the source of this 2157-nucleotide messenger RNA. RefSeq names its product coiled-coil domain-containing protein 162-like. The record is from RefSeq and is a predicted model, not a curated record. NCBI's taxonomy places the organism in Eukaryota, Metazoa, Chordata, Mammalia, Artiodactyla, Balaenidae.
AUGGGGCUUCUAUGCCUCUGUAGGCUGAGUGACCAUGACCUCAAGGUAGCUCAUGGAGAGCUGGCGGGCAUGCAGCUGCUAAUGGAAGAUGUCCUUCUGAGUAACUAUCAUAUGAUCAUGGAGGGUCCCCCAGGAUGGCAGGCCACACUGGACAAAAACACACAGCCAGAUUUGUCCAGAGUGCAAGGAUUCAGAAGUCGGUUCCAAAGCAACCCAAAGACCUUCAGGCUGCUGGGGGGCCCAUGUGAUGCAGUGAUGUCCCUUGCUUUGCUGAGAUCAUUUCUGGUGCUCUGGAAGCAACUGGAAGUGCUAAAGGAUCACUGGGGCCGACUCAAGCUGCGAGGCCAGGACGUCAAUUCUCCCUCUCUCCACGAACAGUUCUCGGAGCUCUAUGGAACUGACAUUCUCUACCCCAGCAUGAAAGCUAUAGCUAGGCGGAUAGGGAAAGAAGAUGAAUUUGAAGGACUUAUAAUAAGUAGUAAGUCUACUCUUCUCCCCAAAGGAGCUUCAGAAAUUGAAAUAAAAACUCAGCAGCUUCAGAAACUUCUGGAAAAUCUUGAAAUUCAUAUGAUCCAGGAGGUAUUAGUUAACAGAGAGAUAACACUGGUUGUAUCAGAAAAGUCUAAGGAGCAGCAUACUCUCCCUAUAGAUCUUUGGAAACACCAAGUCAUGAAGGAAAACUUUUCAGUUAUCAGACCACAAAUAGUUGAAAAUUUUGUACAGAGAUUACUGGAGAAUUACCAGGAUGGUGGACUAGAGAUCACUUUCAGGAAAGACCCCCUCGAGGCCUGCCUCCUUUCCCUGGGUUGUGACAUGAUGGCCAGAGAACGCAGCAACUUCGAGAACUACUCCAUGUGUUACAAGCAUGUAUUGGAGCAUGCUAGGCAGAAGCUCUGCCAGAAAGAGCAAGAAUUAGACAUUAUACGAAGAGGUCAGAGUCCACCUGAAGACAAGGCUGGUCAGAUUGCAGAGCUCAGUCACAAUAUGAUCAUGGAAGUCACUGCCCUGAGAGCUCGACUCACGGAUUUGGAGGAGGAGACUCUGAAUCUCAAAAAGCAAAUUCGAAAAGAAGUCCAAGAAGAAUAUGAAGCAUUAGUUCAAGCUUUGUUUGUGACAUGUUUGCACAUCACAGAGAAGCUGGAUGAGAAUCAGCUUAAUUUGAUCCAGAAAGUGUGUGAGCUCAUCGGUGAAGUAAGAGCAGAAGGGAUUGACAAUACGAAAGAAAGGCUAAAGAAGAAAUGGGGCUCCGCCAGACCUGACGAAGAAAUGAAAGAAAAUCCAGCCAUAGAGCAGCUGCUGGCCUUGGAGCAGGACAACUGCAGCCUGGCCGCCCUGGUGCGUAAAAUGAGGAGCCUGGGCCACUGGAGGCUGGCGGUGCAGCAGGCGCACUUCCGGGGCCAGCUGAGCAGGGCUGAGAAGGAAGCUAUGCAAAGUAAAAAAGAGUGUUUGAACAUCAAACUAAUGGCAGAACAAGAAGUGGUUUUAUUUUGUCAACAGCUAUUGGCUCUAAGGCAGGCCCUGGCCAGGGCUCAGGCAGACAACGUGAGGAUAUGCAAGCAGCAGGAGAGCCAGGCGCAAUUGCUGAAAGAAUUAGAACACAGAGUGACCCAGGAAGCUCUCCACCGGCAGCAGCUGGAUUUAAUGAAAACCUCCAGCAUGGAGAAGCUUUUGGAGGAUGUGGAGCAAAAGGAACAGCACCUGCAGCUCCUUACUGAAGAAGCCAAGAGGGCUUCUAAACUGGGCCAGCUCCAGCAGAAGAAAAUUCAGAGAGAAGUCCGACAGAUGAGAAGCCGGCUUGCCCAUGAGCGUAGCGUGGAGCUGGACGCUUUCCAGUGGGUGGAAGAGCUACAAAGUCAGCUUAAUGACACUGAGAGAUCCUCCGCCCAGAGGAGCUCACCAGGCGGCCUUAUAUCCCAGGCUCACUACUCCCUAAGUUCUGCUUCCACAUCAUCCAGAUACACCCAGCAACACCUUUUAAAGACUCAUCUCAUGGGCAGUAAAAUAACAAGAAGGAUUCAAAGGCCAAAGACUGUACCUAUUAAACACAAGAAAAGAAUUGACCAUGUCUUCCUACCCAAUGUGGCAGAAAAUGUUCAACUUUCAGCUUUUCAAGUUAAAAUGGCUCCAUCCAGAAUCCCAUUCAGACCUGACUGGUAA